CGCCGAUCGCUCACAGCGGAAAGACGUCCCCAAAAUGUGCAGCACAUUCCUUGACCCCGAGGCCAUAUUAUCAGGCAACGAGCAAUGGAUAAAACUAGAAGAAAAGUGGGGGGAACCAGUAGACCUUGAAACUGAUGAAGACCCCCCAAGGAAGCUCAAACCAGUCUUCAGCACUUUGGACUUGAUGAAAACUACCUUCGAUUCUUCAUUUCUGUUCAAAAAAGUCCGCAGGAAAGUCGGCAGAAGACUGUCGAAAGCAGGAGUUUUGGACUACCAGGACUUCUUACAAGAUCUUCAAGAAAAGAACCCACCUAAGCAGUUCUAUUUCAUCAACGGCCAGAUAAUUUCAGCGGCAUCAGUCGAGGAUAUUUGUGACAAGAUUGAUGACAUCUUCAAGUCUGUGGAGAAACUUUCUUCGGCCACCAGCACCGUUCGCAAAAAGGCUUUACCAGACAAAGUGAGCUGCAGCAUUUCUAUAGACGACCUGUCCUUUGAUGACACACCUUCUGAAAAAGAGAAGAGUGACAGCGAAGAUGUGGAAAGGUACAUAGAUGAGGCAUUUGAGAAGUUGAGUCACUUCUCUGACAUGACUAUGGAAGAUGAUGUGACGAGGGAGUCGGUGACUACUCUUGUGAGGAAAUUCAGUUCUAUUCUGUUUAAUCCAGCUGUGAACUGUAGCCCGAGAAGACAGCGGCAGUGUUGUAACAAGUUUAAGGAGUUGGCGGAAUUUUGGAGAAGUCAGGCGUUCCAUGAACGGGAGACUGGACAUUGAAGUGAAGUGAUAAUUCGGUAGAAUAUUUUGUGUGGGUACUUUUUUGUACUGUGACUGUAGUUCAUAUUUUAAGUUUUGUGAGUGAAAACUUUACAUAAUUAUGCAUAGGUAGUGUGUUAAGACAUCGAAUGUGAUUAUAGGAUAAACAUUAAUAUCUGUUACCUAUAGUUUUGGUAUGUUAUGGGUAAGUGUUUAGUUUUAGGAUAAAUUAUGUUCCUCAGUUAAGAGUCCGCUAUUUUUUAUUAUUUAUUUUUGAAUUCAACCUAUUAUUACAUGUCAUUUUUUUUUUGUCAUUUAAAAAGUUUAUAAUUUUAUUCGAGUUACGUAUGAAUAGUGUAAUGACGUGGUUAUUUUAUAUGAUUAAUAUAAAGAUAAUUUAGGAUAAUAAUAUGUUCAAAAUGUAAACCAAAAACUCUAGUUCAGAAUAUUAUUGUAUUGUAGGUAUUUAAAAAUAUUUGUUAAUAGAGUAGCUUUUCUUAUAGUUUUAUGCCAAUGUUUAAGGUAAUUAAAUAGUACAUUUACUUUAAAGUAGUGCUUUAAAUUGAACUGAAUAAUUUAUAAAGAUAUGUAAAGAACAUUUUACUUUGUAAGUCGUAAAUAAAUAUUUCAACAUUA
This is a messenger RNA of Helicoverpa zea (corn earworm), 1387 nucleotides long. RefSeq lists its product as uncharacterized. The transcript has a single exon. The record is from RefSeq and is a predicted model, not a curated record. The coding region runs from base 35 to 772 and encodes 245 amino acids. Lineage: Eukaryota; Metazoa; Arthropoda; Insecta; Lepidoptera; Noctuidae.